Felis catus (domestic cat) is the source of this 2467-nucleotide messenger RNA. RefSeq names its product ring finger protein 222 (gene RNF222). The record is from RefSeq and is a predicted model, not a curated record. Bases 135 to 728 code for a protein of 197 amino acids. Lineage: Eukaryota; Metazoa; Chordata; Mammalia; Carnivora; Felidae. The transcript is spliced from 2 exons.
AGGCAGCCCAGGAAGAAUUUGAAGAAUGCGUGGGCUGUGGCAGGUGGACGUAGGAGCCCACAGCUCCCUGCCGUGACGACACAGAGGGCCAGCGGGCACUCGGAUGUCUAAGGCCCUGCCUCGGCAGAGUGGCCAUGUCAGAAGGGGAGAGCAAGGACAGCUCGGGCAGCGAGUGUCCCGUGUGCUACGAGAAGUUCCGCGACCUGGACGGCGCCAGCCGCACCCUGAGCUGCGGCCACGUGUUCUGCCACGACUGCCUGGUCAAGUACCUGCUCUCCACCCGCGUGGACGGCCAGGUGCAGAGGACCAUCGUCUGCCCCAUCUGCCGCUACGUCACCUUCCUCAGUAAGAAGAGCUCCCGCUGGGCUUCCAUGCUGGACAGGAGCUCCCAGACCUUGGCCGUGCCCGUGGGCCCCCUGGCCGCCUCCCCGACGGCCUGGAGGCCGCCCCCCAGCCAGGGCGCCCAGCUCCCCUCGGACCCGCCGCCCGGCCUGGCCCGGGAGCCCCAGGUCUUCGUCAUCAGCCGCCACGGGAUGCCCCUGGGCGAGCAGGACAGCGUGCUGCCCCAGCGCAGCCUGGCCGAGCUGUCGGAGGCCUCGCCGGCCCCCAGCUCCCGCCGGGCCUUCUGCUGCCGCUCGCGGGCCCUGCUACUCAUCACCCUCAUCGCCGUGGUGGCCGUGGUGGCCGCCAUCCUGCCCUGGGUGCUGCUGGUGAGGAAGCAGGCCUGACAGCCGCCCUGGGCCGACCGGGGCCUGGACGGGGCGUCCUCACUUCUCACCUCUGGCUCCUCCCGCCCGGCGGGGGCCCAGGGAGGCUGGGGCUGAGCGCUGGGCCCAAACAGGAACACCAGGUUCCGGGCCAGGGUGCAGAAGGCAGUGGAGGCCCCUCAGGAACCACAGCUGCGCCCCCCACCCCCCGGGUGGGGGUUGGCAGUAACCUCAGCAGACCCCCCCCCACCCCCCCGCCUCCUCCAGGCUGGUACUGAGCAAAAUGGAGAGCUGGUGGCUUCCCCCUUCCUGUGGGGUCACCAGCCCUGAGGCGUCCUCCUUCUCUGCCAGGUGACCCACCCGAAGCCAGGUGGGGCUCACCGGUAGCUGGCUGGGGGCCCAAUGGCAGGACCCCUCCAGGUCAGAAUUCCCACCCGGGGUUCUCUAGUCUGCUGUCGGGAACAAACAGAAGCAGUGGCUCAGGGCCCGAAAGCGCCCUUCCCAGAAUCUCAGCAAACGUCCUCACGGCUGCCCUCCCGCCCCCAAGUCCUCCUGAACCCCAAGUCCCCGGCCUGGAAGGCCUUCCCUUGUGGGGAGGAGCUGAUCUCAGGGGCUGUGGCCCCGGGGACCUCUGGGGGAAGUAACAGAAAAGGGGAGCUGAGGCCGAGGCUGGCAAAAUGGCCCACAAACAGAGCCAGAGGCCUCCGCAAGCCUCGCGGGCCCGUGAAUGGUCCAAAGUUUGAGUCUUGGGGUUGUCAAGGGUGGACUGGCGGGCGGGGAGUGCAGGGGAAGCUUGACCGAGACUUGAGUCAGCCGAGAAGUAUGCAACUAUGGGGGCAAAUUAACCCCUGGGGGCUCCCGCCUCCCAGCCGGCCCAGGUCCUCAUGACCCAACCACUCAUUAGAGGUCACACCAGCCGGGCCAGUUUCCCAGGCCCAUUCCCAGCUGGGCUGGGCCGGGCAAGGACGGGUGGGGAAGCAAACAGCUGAAUUCAUCAGGGACUCUACUGUCUCAAAGAGACAGUCCCCACCCUGGACUGUGGCCCGGCUCCGUGAGGAGGGCCACUCCGAAAGCCUCGGACGGGGUCUUGCCCAUACGUCAAUGGGCCAUAAUCUCAAUUGUAGGAUGAACAACGACAAAAACUCUCAGCUGCUCUCUGGGAUAGGUGGUUGUUCACACCCCGGCUGUGCCAAGAGCUAACGCUCCACCCGCCCCCAGCCUAUGCCUCUUGGCAAAGUUCGCUAUCUAUGGGGAAAGAAAUAACGCCCUGCCUCUUAUCUAGUUCCCAAAUCCCUGUGGUGGCUGGUGUCCAUUAGGGGACCGCCAGGGAAGGGCUCCCCUGUAUAGGGGAUAUUUGGGAAGCAGGGAGGGCUGAUUGAAAACACUUAUGGACUUCUUUUUGCUCCUUUCCAGACUCAAAAAGAGCAUAGGUGCUAUUUGUGGGGGCGGGGGGGGGGGGUAGGGAACAGGUGGAUUCAUGGGGAACAUAUUUAUUACAAGACUCAAAAUGUUAAAUUUACGAAGACUCUAAUGAGUCUGUUUUAUUUAAGCUCAGUCAGACUGCUUUCAACAGUGUCAUUGAAUUUCUGGGGACUUGACUCUAGUCUUUUCAGAUUCUGUUGUGUUUGCCAAAGGCUAAUUUCAAAAAACCUGUGGUGUUUUCAUGUCAUUCAUUCAGUGGUGACUCACAGCUGGCACUUCUUUUAUUUUCAAAGAACGCCGAAAGUUAUUUUUUAAAUAAAGGUAUAUAUUUUCCCAAA